UCAAUGAACCAGGCGAUUUACCGAAAACUGGUUGGACGGGCCGAGGUGGGAAUAAACCAUCGACGCGGUGAUAUUAGUAUUAAUAGUAUUAGUAUUUUUUUUUUUAAAAAAAAAAGGUUAUUGGCACGUCAACUCUCCGAUCAAAGAUUUGUUUCCCCUUCUGUAGGCGAGCAACAUCAAAAGAGUGCGAUGUGGAAGAAUUACAGUUCUACUGUAGCCUAAUAGAGCGUUUUAACAUUGUAAUAUUUUUGGCUUUUUUUUUUUUUUUUUGGUCGGACAUAUUCUUUGAUUCAAGGACGAAGGAAUUAAACAUGAUCUUUGCAAACACCGCCAAUCCAGUGAGGACACCUUAUCGAAAGCAGCCUCCUGUUGCUCCGCCCACUCUCCCAAUGGCUCCGCCCAGUCCGAGCACCAAUAGCAGCACGAAUAACAGCAGCAGCAACAGCAGCACGACCGGAUGGGAGCAGCUCAGCAAAACCAACCUCUACAUCCGCGGCCUGCCCCCAUCCACCACUGACCACGACCUUGUCAAACUCUGUCAGCCGUAUGGAAAGAUAGUGUCCACAAAAGCCAUCCUGGACAAGACCACAAACAAAUGCAAAGGUUACGGCUUUGUGGAUUUCGACAGUCCAGUGUCGGCGCAGAAAGCCGUUGCAGCGCUAAAAAACAACGGAGUCCAAGCUCAGAUGGCCAAGGUGCGACAACAACCUAACGCUCCCUUCUUCAAGCAACAGGAACAAGACCCAACCAACCUGUACCUGUCCAACCUGCCAGUGUCCAUGGACGAGCAGGAACUGGAGAACCUCCUCAAGCCCUUCGGACAGGUCAUCUCCACCCGCAUCCUCCGAGACGCGCACGGCAUGAGUCGAGGCGUAGGCUUCGCCAGGAUGGAGUCUACAGAAAAGUGUGACGCUGUGAUCUCGCAUUUUAACGGAAAGUUCAUCAAGUCCACAUCUGGAAUGCUGGGUGCAUCAGAGCCGCUGCUCUGUAAAUUUGCUGAUGGAGGCCAGAAGAAGAGACUGAGUCAGACUAAAUACGUCCCCAACGGACGAAACUGGACACGGGACGCCGAGGUGAGACUAAGUGGGAUAACCUUGACCUAUGACCCCAACGCUGCUGCGCUCCAAAACGGGUACUACGCCCCUCAGUACAGCAUGGGGAACAGGAUAAUGACCCAGACAGCCGUGUCUCCCUACAUCUCACCUGUCUCCACUUACCCGGUUCAGAGUCCCUCCUGGAUGACACAUCAGCCUUACAUUAUGCAGCAUCCGGGAGCUGUACUGUCGCCCUCUAUGGAGCACCCCAUGUCCCUGCAGCCGUCCUCCAUGUUGGCUCCACUGACCCAGCAGAUGGGACACCUCUCCUUAGGCGGCACUGCCACUUUUAUUCCGGCAAACACACCUAUGCAAGGAGCGUAUAUUCCCCAGUAUGCUCAUAUUCAACCCGCUGCCAUCGCCACUGAGGAUCCCAGUGUGCAGCCCCAGGACGUGACCUCCGGUGAUCCCUCCACCUACCCAUUCCAACCGAGCAAGCAAUAAGAGGGUGACCCGUUGGAGGCGGAGUCAAAAGAGGGCUGCUAUGACUACAGGCUUAUCUUCCUUGUAGAGGAAGUGACAUCACAGAGGACAAGACACCUUUUUUUUGCACAGGUUCCAAAAAAAAAAAAAAAACAACAAAAAAAAUUAAUAAACCACACACACACACACAAACACGUACACACACACACACACACACACACACACACACAAUGUCCAAGGUUUAUUCAACUUCAACAACCUCAAAGAACAUGCAGCAGGUGAAUCGGCAACCGAAACAAUGCAACUCAUCACAGACAGACAGAGCGCCGGCAUGGGAGCGAGAGAGAUGGAGAGAGAUGGAGAGAGAUGGAGAGAGAUGGAGAGAGAUGGAGAGGGAUGGAGAGAUGGAGAGAAGUUCGACGUUUUUAUUUUAAUAAUGAAAGGAAACGAGAUGGACGCUUAUUUUUUACCAAGGACUUCGGGAACAGACCAAAGUCUGUGAACACUGGACUCCGGGAAUAAUAAUAAUAAUAAUAAAAAAAAAAAAAUUGCAGUGUGCUAGUACCUUUAGAUGCAUGAGAGGACUUUUUAGUAUGGUUCUUAGUGUGUUUUUACUGACCGUUUCUCACAUACAUGCACACACACAUACACACACACACAUACACACACGUACACACAAAAGAAUUUUACACACAUUUGCUGUGGUAGUAGCAACAAGGAGGUUUCUUCUUUUAUUUGAAUUUUUCUUUAUUUUGCUUUUCGUCUUCCGCACUUUGCCUUCUUCUCGGUCCGUAGAAAACAGAAAUUUGCCUUGUAAAUACUGUAGAGCGGGGUUUUAGGUUAUAUCGCCCGACGGCUGGUUGGUGUCGCUCUUCUUUCGUGUCUGUCAACGCGAACAAUUCACUUUAAGUCGUUCUCCGAAUGCGGAUCGUGUGAAAGUGUGCGUCUCACGGGAAAGACGGAUUCUGCUGUCCUCCGAAGUCUUCUUGCCUUUUUAUUGGUUUUUUUUGUUUUGUUUUUUUACUAUUCAGUCAAAAUCGAUGUCGUAGAUGUAGAUGAAGUUGUUAGUAGUUUUUUUUGUUGUUGUUGCUUUGUUUGUUUUUUUAUUCAGGGCGGGGGGGGGUGGUUAGGAAAGUGGGCGUGGUGGAGGUGUGGGAGGGUUCUGGAAUUUGGAGGUGGGGUUUGAUGGGUGGAGAACAGAAUAUAGAUUAUAGGGGACGUGCUCGAUGUUGGACAGACACACCGUUACUAGUUUAAUAGUUCAAAAAAAAAAAAAAAAAAAAAACAAGCAAGUGAUGAUGAUGAUGAUCAUGAUGAUGAUGAUGCUUUUUCUUUCCGAUGGCGUUUUUUUUCCCUUUAUGUUUGAACACAGUGUGUAGAGAUUUCUUGUACUGAGAGGCAGAUGUGCAAUGUUUCUUUAGAUAGAAAGCAAGAGUUGUACAGAACAAGAGUUGAGGAAAAAAAAAUAACGAGAUCCUUUUUUAAAAACGAAAUCAAUCACUGGGAGGUAAAUCCCGCAAUGUUUUUUUUUUUUCUUUCUGAUCGUUGUUUUUGUUUAGUUUUUUUUUUUUUCCCGCAAUGUUUAUCACGCAGUUACUUGCCCCUCCUCCCGAGCCCCGCCCCCUCCCCCUCAAGUUCAUGGCAAUAUUAAGGGCUGCAGCUGUCAAUCAGAAACUAAUUUAAGGUGCGGUGACUAUAGAAUGAAAUGAAAGAAGAAAAUAAACAACGUUUAGAGAAAAGAACGAACACAAACUUUGGGAAGCGACGAAGGAUCAGUGUAAAUUCGAAUCGAGUCCUGCUUAGGAAAGAAUUAAGGCAAUAAGAAAUUCUAUAAAUCGAGGCAAUUAAGAAACUUUCCACCAAAGACCAUCAAAAAAAGAAAUUCCCCAUCAGUGCGGACAAAUGCUGAGGUGCAGGUGUAUGGAUUUCUGGAAAUUGUGCCUUUUUUGCCAACUCGGUUAAAAGAUGGAGCUUUGUAUACUCAGACAUGAAGUAUCUGAGACUGAGGAGAAAUACAUGAAACGCUAAACUAAUCAAAGGCUAAUGAUGCAGAUUCAUUCAAAAGAGGCUUUGAUCUUUAACGUAGAUGAGUUAAACAGUCACGUGUGUUGUUUCUUUUGUUGUUAUUUGUUCGUUUUUUCCUUUGUUCAUUUUUUUGUUGUUUUGUUUUUUUGCAGCUUUUUUUUUUUUUUUUUGAUGUCCGGGUCAGCUUGGCCGUCGAUCUACCUCAGAGUUGUAUCUGUCGUCUGAUUGGUCAGGUUUGCAGGUCUAUCCUGCCCAAUCAGGAGGAAAAAAAUUAAUAAAACACCAGCUCUGGAGCUGGGAUCAUACAGGACUUAACAUUUUAACACAUCUGUUCGUCUGCUUGUUCAAAGGAAACGUUUGUGGGUUUAUUUCGGUGUCUUUUGUUUCGUUCUCUUUUGUUGUUGUUGUUGUUGUUGUAUUUUGAUGUUCUGCAUUCGGGCCAUGUGGAGAGUAAACAAUGUGGGUCUCUUUAUUCCGGUAGAAAAAAAAAAGCUGUGGGGUGAGAAACGCCUGCGUGACUGCUUUAAAAAAAAAAGGCAAAAAAAAAAAACCCCACAAAAAAGGGGACUCUGUUUCAUGAGAAAGGUUUCUGAAUUAUGUUAGGUAAAUCCAAAAGCAACACAGGCUCUACUGGAUCGGUGCAGAUUCGUUGAGUUUACCGAGGCUCGAUUCAAUCAACCAAAGUAACACAUCGUCAUUGUGAGAAGUAUGUAUAUACACAAGGGGCGUUCAGAUCAAACUGGGACUUUUGAUCGUGCAGGAUAACAAAACAAAAAACACAUUUCUUUAAUGCACUUAUCACAGUGUUUCACUAGUGCUUGGAGUAUCAAGUAUCUUAGUCUUCUGUAAAUGUAAAGGUUUUACGUAAAUGUAAAAGUCCCGGGUUGACUUGAACGCCCCUUUGUGCAUGUAUAUAUAUAUAUGAUUGAGGGACAUUUUUCAGUUUCGCCUGACACAAUCCUUCAUGUCAACGAUGAGUGAGUAAAGUGGAAAAAAAUGUUCUGAAGCAAAGAAACGAUACACAGGUUUCACAGAAAUGGGGACACUUUUUUUAUAUCGCGUAAUCGUACAGUACACACGCCACACUUUUUUGUCAGUGGCAACUUGUACGUUCAACAACAACAAAACCUGCUCCUGUGUUUUUGUUUCUAUUCUUCAACCUGUCGAUUUUUUUCUUUCUUUCUUUUUUUUUAUUUUUUUUUUAUUUUUAUUUAAAUGCUUUUUAUGGUUUAUUUCUAUGAUGAUUUCCUCUGUGAAAAACUUUUGAAUUAAAGACAGAGCUCAAACCUGA
This is a messenger RNA of Clarias gariepinus (North African catfish), 4833 nucleotides long. RefSeq names its product RNA binding motif, single stranded interacting protein 1a (gene rbms1a). The coding region runs from base 312 to 1538 and encodes 408 amino acids. Gene Ontology annotation, cellular component: nucleus; ribonucleoprotein complex; cytosol. The transcript has 14 exons. Gene Ontology annotation, molecular function: poly(U) RNA binding; poly(A) binding; mRNA 3'-UTR binding. The record is from RefSeq and is a predicted model, not a curated record. NCBI's taxonomy places the organism in Eukaryota, Metazoa, Chordata, Actinopteri, Siluriformes, Clariidae.